AAGAAACUACUGACCAGCUUCAUUGUUUGUUCGUGCUGCAUACCAAAAAGCUGCAGCCAACCUCCCUGUACAUCAGGUUUCUUCAAUAUCUUGUUCAGCUAUCACUACUGAUUUAUUUAGGCACACACACACACACACACACACACACACACACAAAAAAGAUAACCACAUGACAUUUUCUUGUUUUGGAUUUGAGGUGCUAAAUUAGUACAUUGCUGUCUUAAUAUUUUUUAGUCUUUUUUCAUAUCAGCAAUAUAUAAAAUCACCAUAGUAACCUGUAUUUAAAUAAAAUAAAGAACAGAAAAACAUGACGUGGGUCUAAACAAACUGCAGGUGGAGAAGUAAACCAGGGUGUGUCAGUAAUGGGAGGAUACUGACCUCAUUGAGGUGACAUAAUAAAAGGUCAAAUUUGAAAACUUGAAAAGGCCACAUGUUGCUUUGCUUCUUUUGGUUCAAUCUGACUUGAAUCUGAAGCUAUUUUAUGUUUUUUUGUGUGUGUGUGUGUGUGUGUACACGUGUGCAUGUGUUUUUAAAGCUACUUUAAUUCCCAGCCCAACUUUCCUCUAAUUAGGAACUUGGUGGUGAACCACUGUUGAUCACUGCUGCAAACUCCUGUAAGACACAUAAUCUUUUCUAGGUCAGUUUCAGUUUUCUCAUCUCAUCAAGAAAUCAAAAUCAUCUAAAUGCUCAUACUACAUGUAUAAAACUAUUUACUCAUGUUGCCACAUGUGGCAUCAUUAAAUCUGACAAACGUUUUGAUGGGCUCGGAUUGUGGCUCUCAUGGCAUAACUGUUAGACAUUUGGUUGUGACUGUUGGAGUGCACUCAACUCCGACAUACUUGGAUGAUCACUGAAGAACUUGGCAGACAGACUGACUUAUGUGAUUCAUGAAUAACUAACAAAUUUUAUGCAAACUCAUUUGAAAAGCAGCAAUGACAGAUUUUUGUUUAUCCCAUAGGUCAUAACUGGAUGAUGUCCUUAUCACCAGAUGACCAAAAAGUAAUCUUUUUUUAACACUUCCUCACACUAGUAGUUACAACCUUGUAUAUACACUACACAUGAUAAUGUCCUCAGUGUGUGUAUUAUAGACAAAUUACAAGUAGUAGUCCUUUUGAAUAGCGUGACAAGCUUCAUCAGUCCUGUAUGGUUCCAACAUUCACAUUAAUUCAGAGAAAGGUGGUUUCUAAAGUAUACAGCAGCUGAUUUGACCUCAUCAGACCUGUAUAAUCUUGUAGCAACGCUUUGAAUAGAAAUGUCCACAAAAUGUUAACAAGAUAACAUAUUUUCAGCAUGACGAAAGAUACCAUGAAAACAUCAAAUACAUGAAAUGAAAAGCAGGGCUGCUAUUCUCAGUUUUUCAUCUUGAUUCAUCUGGCCCUUAAAUUGGUGAAAAAAUGCCUGUCACAAUUUCUGAAAGUGAACAUUUGCUGGCUGUAUCCAACCAGUUGAUGUAAAACGGAUGAAAGCAUCAACCCUCAUGUUUGAGAAGGGGAAUUAGUUCGAUAUUAGUUAGAUAUGUUAUGUGUUGGUCCACUUAUGGAUUAAUCCAUUUAUCAAGUGAGACAAUGGUUGCUUUAGAAAAAAGCUACUCAAGAAAAACACCUAGAAAAGAAAAGUUCACUUCAUAAGCAAUGAAGUGUUCUGUUACUCAGUUUAGUAUACUUAAAAGUUCUGCUACUGCAGCCUCACUUGGUCUGGUAUGACCAGUGGGCUAGUUUAUGGUGGCUAAUGUUAGCUAACUUCUGAUGUUGUUAUGUCAGUAAACCAUCACUAAGCCACUUUGCCGUCUCUUCUUAGUGCUGCUGCUGUGCUACAUUUGAACAUGCCACAGAAAAACAUUUCAAUGAUUAAUCCACAAAAGCUUAUCUUAGGAGACUCUUGGAAAACGGAGGGAAAUUCAGUGAGUUAUUAUCGUGUAGCAGAUGCUUGUGGCCGCUGUUCAACUAGAGUUAUGGUCUCAUGUUACAUACCUAUAUUUAUGAAUACUUAAUAUCACUGUAAGUAAAAUGUAAGCUUCUGUUAAAGAGCCAUACCUGUAUAUUUAGUUUUAUUUUAUCUUAGCAGCAUCAGAGUGUUUCAGCUGACUGGAUUGGCAGUCUGUCACACAGACAGGAACUUGGUGCAGUGGUUGUCUGGAGGGAAAACCAUGUAGAAUGGAUGUCUGCAUCCAUGGCAACAAAAGCUGUACAUCACAUACUGUAUGCUGCCCUGCUGCAUUAUGGGGAUGUCUGCUUAAUAGGUGAUGUUUUUACAGAGCAGCUGCAGUUCUUUAUGUUACGCUGAUUAAUUAGACCACAAGCUGACCCCUGUAGCUACCACUGUGAACAUUAGCAGGUGAUAGGACUUAAUACAAAUCCUCCCGCUAUCACUUACCUGCCAUCUUCAGUUUCACAAAGAUUUGACUCUCCAAACAGAUAAUGGGACAGAUAUGAUGAAGUGAGACUGAAAAUAGAGGAGGGUUGGGUUGGUUCAUCAUUCAAUAGAUUAAUCAUGCAUGCCUAGGUUUUUUGGCCACCACCAGCUUGUUCUCAGGGGAGAGAGGGCUGCCCCUCUGUUUCCUCUCAGCUAUGGGCUCUUCUGGAAGAUGGAUGCUCUGGACCCUGUGUGCGUGUUUCACCGCUCUGGAGAAUGUUGCACUCAGGGUCACCAUGAGGGAAGCCAAUCUGGAGGUGGUUCGGGGGGAUUUUGUGGUUCUGCCUUGCUCCUUCUUCACCUCCAGCCCCCUCUCCAGACUCAACGUUAUCUGGACUAUGGCUCCCUUUUCCAGUCCAGAAACCCCAAUACAGGUGAUUGUGUAUGACCACGGACAGGUGAUUGAAGACCCCUCCCUCACUGGCAGGGUGGGUUUUACAGGUAUUCCCUGGAGUGCGGAUAUUGUCCUGAAUGACACACAAGUAUCAGAUGCUGGUAUUUACCGCUGCAUGGUCAAUAAUCCACCAGAGGCAGCAGAUCCUGGCAUAGGAGAACUGGUGCUCAGUGUUCUGGCGCCCCCUUCGCUGCCUGUGUGCCAGUGGGAUGGAGAUGUUGAUAUGGGAGGAAGUGUCACGCUGUCCUGCUCAGUGACAGAGGGCAUCCCCACUCCAGAGAUCCACUGGGAUAAACUGAAUCCAGAGGAAAUCUCACUUCCCAUCAACAUGGAGGGGGAUCUGUCUGGCUCUGUCCAAAUUGUCAAUGUGUCCUCUCAGACAUCCGGCCUGUAUCGCUGCUCUGCCACUAACCUCCUGGGAACAGAGAACUGCUACGUCAAUCUGUCCAUUUACAGCACCCCAGACAGUUCCUCAGGCAUCCUGCAGGGCGUGCUGCUGACCUUGUCUAUGAGCCUGGUGUUGCUGGCGUUGCUGGUGCUCGUGCUGUGGCUGCAUCGCACAGGGCAGGAAAGCAGGUGGGGGGAGGGGAAAGAAGAGGAAGAGGAGUGUUACAACGAGAUCCGUUACACUCCGUCUCUGAUGAAGCGCUCGUUUGUUUGAUUUCUCAACAUGUAGAUAAUGGAUUUUUACAGCCUGGCCAAUGUUCCCUGUAUACGUCACUGUUCAGCACCACAAAUUCUGAAUAAAUACCCUAGUUCUGAUA
Seriola aureovittata is the source of this 3570-nucleotide messenger RNA. RefSeq lists its product as uncharacterized. Bases 2568 to 3467 code for a protein of 299 amino acids. Gene Ontology annotation, biological process: homophilic cell-cell adhesion. Gene Ontology annotation, molecular function: ionotropic glutamate receptor binding. The transcript is spliced from 7 exons. NCBI's taxonomy places the organism in Eukaryota, Metazoa, Chordata, Actinopteri, Carangiformes, Carangidae. Gene Ontology annotation, cellular component: cell-cell junction. The record is from RefSeq and is a predicted model, not a curated record.